UAUCAUUAAUGACAUCCCAGUCAAAGUCACUAUAGUUUGGGGCACUUUGCAUGCACUGUAUUGCCUUUCUCUCGGGAAGUUUACAUUUUUAGUAGUCUUAAACAGGGUCCCUAAAAAGAGAGGAGCCCUUGAACAUAGAGUUGCCUAAAAGGACACUGAAGCAGAAGUGGAUGAAGUCGCUUUUUCCCAUUAAGAAGAUGCAAGAUGCAGAGAAAAAGGGCACUAAGAGGAGAGCUGCUGGCAAUCUGAAAUGGUGUGUGUCUGCAAGAGGCAUGUAGAAAGGAAGAUACUGAGUCAAGGUAGGUUUCAGAUCCCCUCCCUAUCUUUGGAACUGAGAGUGGGGGAAUCAGGGAGCCGGGGUGUCUGUAGUGCACAGCCUGGAGGCUUGCAUUAGUCUUUCCUUCAAAAGGACAGAUCAGAGUUACUUAUUUUCACUUAGAGGCAGCCAAAUGAGACUUAGAGGACAAAAUGAUGAUGAGUACUUCUGUUUUCUGGGAAGUCAGGUUUUAAACUGGCCUCUGCCAGGAGGAUGCUGAGCUACAUGCUGAUAUGCCUUCAGCUACUGCCGAAGAUGAGUUAAUGAGGGGUAUUUUUGGCCGAAGGGAGAGUGAGGAGGGACUCAUUUAGGAAAGGAGGAUAUACACUCUAGUUGCAGAUGUCAGCACUAGUAGUCCUGCAUUUAAAACAAACCAACAAACUGGACCUUGAAAAGAGAUCUUCAGCUCCUGUGUCAGUGGAUCGUGUUUGUGAGGGUAAGGUUGAGCCCCUGUUCUCUGAUAAGAGACUGCAGAACUUUUUUGUUGUUGCCUCAGGUGGAGAUACCAGCAGCCUAGAAGCCAGGCUCAUCCUCUGCUAAGCCUGGAUCCCCUGUUUCCUGGGAGAGCACUCUGAUUCAGGGACUUGUCAAUGGUGACCCCUUCCAUGCGUUGUAGGGAGACCCUCAUUCUACUGCUGCGCACACAUUUCUGGGAAUGCUUCACAGGGUGGAGGCAGAAGCUGAGAAGGAGCUGCCUGCCUUAUGGGCCUGGCUGGACUUACAGGACACCGAAGCAUGUUUGAGCAUAUGUCACAAAGUGCAAGCUCAAAGGUAACAGAGAGGAAACUGCGUGGGACUUGUCCUCCUGUUGGUCGUGGAAACUGUGGAAAGCAAUGUGUGAAUGCAAGCAGUUGUAGGUCUUCAUGUUUUAAUCCCCGGAAUGAUUUUCACACUGUACAUUCAGAGCACAGUCCUGUGAAGCCAAGGAUUAUUACAGUGGUGAGACCCUGUGGACAUAUGCUGAGAAAGAUAACCUUGCUUCUGAACAGGAGAUCAGUGCAGACCUUUGAACAGCUAAUGGCUGACAUUUCAGAAGCUCUGGGAUUUCCACGUUGGAAGAAUGAUCGUGUGAGAAAGCUUUACAGUCUAAGAGGCAGAGAAAUCCAAAGUGUUUCUGACUUCUUCAGAGAAGGUGAUGCAUUCAUAGCUCUGGGCAGGGAGCCCCUUACACUGAAGAACCUGGAAGUGGCAAUACAAGAACUUUGUCCUGAAAAUCCAUAUGCUGCCAGUGCAAUUCAGCAGAACGAGGAGCAGUCCCAAAAACUGAAGAGCAGGCUGUGUGAUAAAGCUUCAAAAGUGGAUGGUGGCUUCGAUGAGGUGGAAGUUGCCAAGACCUGCAGUGAUGCCGUGUCUCCCAAAAUGGUAGCUGGAAAAAAUCAAUCCAAGACGAGGCAAGAAGAAAAAAUGAGAACCAAAAAAAAGUGGACCAGAGGGAGUUGGAAUGGUGAACAAGGAGUGAGGCCUUCUAGAAAAGCUCGAGAAGAUGAGAGGUACCUUAACCAAGAUAGGAGUCCUGAGAAAGGGUUAGAAGAGAGUUCAGUGGAGGUACUGAGGUGUGAGAAGUGUGAACGGGAAAGGCAGGCCAGGCAAAAGUUGCAAAGGGAAAGGCAGGCUGAGGCUUCAUUUGAGAACAUAGACCUGAAUGCACGUGCAUGUCAGAGGUACCACGUAGAAAGAAAUGCAAAAAUCAGGAAUUGCCAGAAAGCUUCAGAAAUUCAUCUAGAGGAUGAAGAUGUUGGCUGGAAAGAUAACUGCUGUAGGAGGACCUGGAAGCCUCUACAUAGGAAUGUUAAUGAAGGACUGGAAAAACAAAAAAGGAGCAUUGAGAAGGAAAGGGAUCUGGAGAAACAUGAAAACCGUGAGAAGGAAGUAGUAAAAAUAAAGAAGAAUGCUGUAGAAGGGCGUCAGAUAGCUCAUGAAAUGAAGGAAGAAAAUGGAAGUAGCUGUGUAACAAACCAAAAUGGUUGGCUAAUAAAAGACACUCCAAGGGAUGCUGAGAAAUCAUCUAAAACGCAUAAGGAUGGUAGAGAGGGACAAAGGGCUAAAGAAGAAGGUGCCAGGAGAGAGGGAAAUGCUGUACAUAGGGAGAGUGACAUGACACGACGAGAGAAAACAGGAGAGCGUAGAUUGAAUAAGGAAGAAAACAAGGCUCAGGGACUGGAAAUAGCCAGCCGAAGGCAUGCUAUAAAAAGCAGAACUGAUGUAGAAAACCACUAUGAGAUUGGCAGGACUAUUGGGGAUGGGAAUUUUGCAGUGGUGAAGGAAUGUCGCCGCUGUGACUCAAAUCAGAUAUACGCCAUGAAAAUUGUUGAUAAAUCCAAGCUGAAGGGGAAGGAGGACAUGAUGGAAAGUGAAAUUCUGAUCAUUAGGAGUCUUUCUCAUCCCAAUAUAGUAAGCUUAAUUGAAGUAUAUGAGACGGAGGCUGAGAUCUAUCUAAUCCUGGAGUAUGUCCCAGGAGGGGACUUAUUUGAUGCAAUCAUAGAAAGUGUGAAGUUCACAGAGCACGAUGCUGCUGUCAUGAUCACUGACCUGUGUGAAGCCCUGGUGUAUAUUCACAGUAAGAACAUUGUCCACAGGGACCUCAAACCAGAGAACCUUUUGGUUCAGCACAACGCAGAUAAGUCUACUACCCUGAAACUAGCAGAUUUUGGCCUUGCAAAGCUGGUUACAAAACCCAUAUUUACUGUGUGUGGAACACCAACCUAUGUUGCCCCUGAGAUACUUGCUGAGAAGGGCUAUGGGCUUGAAGUAGAUAUGUGGGCAGCUGGUGUGAUCCUUUACAUUCUGCUCUGUGGUUUUCCCCCGUUUCGCAGUCAGGAGCGUGAUCAAGAAGAGCUGUUUCAAAUCAUACAGCUGGGUCACUAUGAGUUCCUUUCCCCAUACUGGGACAAUAUUUCUGCAGCAGCAAAAGACCUCAUUACCAGGCUGUUGAUAGUGGAUCCCCAGAAGCGCUACACAGCACGGCAAGUACUUCAGCAUCCUUGGAUCAGAACAGCUGGAAAAACUAACAACAGAAAUUUGCAAAGGGAAGUAACGAUAAAUAUUGAGCGUCAUUUCCGGACCCAGCGCCGGAAGGAGGCUGUGGAUAAAGACACGUGAAAUCAAUGAGUUCAUCUACCCUUCUUUUUUAUUAAUUAACAAAUUAUUUAUGUUUUCUAAAUGGAUUUGGCCUUUAGUUCAUGGAUUUUGCUGGCAAUUGCUAAUGCCUCUCUUUUGUUUUUGUUGAUUCUGAGAUUCUGAAGAAGGACAGAGGUCAAAUUUGCAUCCACCUCCCUGUAUUUUUACUUGCAAGUGUCUCUGACAGCAGUGGGUACUAAAUAUUUCCCAGAAGGUAUCUGUUAUUUUUCUUUAAAUAAUGAUUUGAACUUAAUGUGUAUCUUUUUUAGAUUACAAAUGUUUCUUUUUGUCUAACUUCAGUGAUGACUGUGAAAUGCUUUCUCUUGUCUCCUUUCGUAUGGCAUCUUCUUUCAUGAGUUCUUCUUUUUGCUUUGGAGUUGUGUUAUGUUUGUAGCAUUGUCAAAAUAGCUGUCUGCUCACACAUUUGGCACUAAUACUCUGAACUGAUUUCUCACCAGUUCCUGCUAGCAAUUUAGAAGGUGAGAGAAAUAUAAAUAAAUGAAUAAAUAUUUAGCUAUAGGAUAUGUAAGAUAAAAAAUACUAUUUAUUAAGUUGUGAGGGGAAAAAGAAAUCAUUAUAGUUGAAAUUAGCUAUUCUAUGAUAUCUCCCUUGGCAACAUCUUUUCAUGGGGUGUUCUCGGGAUCAGUGUAAUAGUUCUGUUAAACUGCUGUAGUUUGUAUAGUAUGAUAGUUUCAGUUCUUUACAAGAAGAGGUGGGAAGAUACUAUGGCUGAUACAGCUUCAAGACUGUAAUACCUUUCACAGUGCUUUUCUUCUGUUCUGGAAAGUGGGAAGUUAAUGGUGCUGAGGAAGCAUUAGUUCUUUUCCCAAAAGUAUAUUUGUAGAAUUUUAACCCAAGCUUUCUUCUCAUACUGAAUUCUUUCUUAGGAACCAUCCACAUGGAUCUGUGACUUUCUCAAGUUGAUGGAGAAUAGAGAGCUGGGAAGCUGCUUCUUUGUCUUAAGUUAGCUCUUACCUUCAUGGUUUCCCUGUUAUCAACACGAUUCACAGUUGAAUUGCUUUUAUACACUUUUCAGUGUAGUUCAACAAACUUCUUUUUUCCAAGUUAUCUUUGAGGACUCUAUCUCCUCAAUUCCACAAGAAUGCACAAUGGUAUGAAAUGACAUUACAAUUCUACUCAGGAAAAACAAUUUGUUAGUCUAUGGGAAGGUUUCCCAAGGUAUGUGUCAAAUGCUUCAUUGCUUAUGUUACUUAUAGUUGGAGUUUUUAAGAAAUCUGGUGGGGAAGGUUACCAUCCAGAGAAAGACCGUGACCUGGGAGAUCUUUUGAAUCUCAAAACUUUUGGUUAACUAAUCGAAUUAAAAAAGCACUUCAGUUGUCUGAUAACGCUUUGUCCAUGAGUUGUAUGGUAGCAAAUAACACAAUAAAACUACCAAUUCUACUAGCAUCAAGUUCAUAGUCUGUAGAAUUGAAUGAGGGUAUUUCAAAAUGACAGACGUCAGAGGCAUUUUAGAAUCAGUAGAAGACUUCCAUAACUAUAAGAAAGAAUAUUUCUGCUGAGUGCUAACAUUUGUGAACUUUCUGAAUUACUAAGUUGUGUGUGAUGCCAUCAUUGUGUUUCUGUUUCAAGCUUUGACAGUUUUGCCUCAAGAUUGUAAAGAGAGCAGAGGCAACAGAACUGCGUUUUCAGUCAAGCUGGCUUAUUUUUAAUACAUGUUGGAUUGAGGCUUGUUGGGGAAUUCAACAAUUUGUAAAACAAACAAAUCAAAACUGUACUGUGUGCCCAAGUGGUAUUUAUAUUCCAUGUCAUACCUCUGCUUUGGAGGCCCUGAGUUAAGAAGACUUCUUGAAAAGAAGAAUGAAUUUAAGAGCUUUCCUAUGUGUAACCUCAUAUUCUAAAUGUGUUGUGUUCUUUGAUUGCUAGUAAUAACAUCUCCUGUGCUAAUUUGUCUGUCUGGGAUAUGAAACUAUGGAAAAACAGGUUAUGAUUUGCAAUAUUAUAUUUUGUACUUAUUUUUAAUAUAGUAGUUUAGGAAUCAAGUUUGAAGUGGGGAAAAACGGAACUAUUAUCAACAAUUAAGCUUAGGGCUUUGAUAUUGUGUUACAGGUUUCUUUGUUGCCUUUAAGAACCUGUCCACAGCUUUCUUCAUGGUGCUCAAGGUAGAGGAGUUGCAUGUGAUGAAUAUGAAAGUAAUAUUUUUUCAAAGAUCUUUUUCUCUCACGUUCUAUAGGUCCCAGUCUGACCAAAUGCAGACAGCACAGUGCGCUGCCACCAGUGUCUGUAAGCACCAAUGCUGCUCUGGCAGCACUGAGGGUCUGCUUUGGUUUUGCUAAACAUGUGGCACUAAGCCCUCCUUCUUCAGGUUGGAGGCUCAGAAAGCUUCCGGGUGCUUCUCAGGGCUUUUGCCACCUCCUCUUUCUUUCCUACUGAGAAAAAUGCCUCUUCCAUUGCUUUUAGUGUCCUUUGACUUCUGAGACACCAACAUCCAAAUAUACACUUCAUAGAACUGGGUCAUCUGUAUUUCAUUUCCUAGCAACGCCCAUGCUUCCAGUCAGUGUUCCUGUUUUCUUUUCACUGUGCUAACACUUGGAAUCAAAGCUUUCAGCCACAGCUGUCACAAAAGUCAUAGAAUCACAUAGUAUCCCAAGCUGGAACAGACCCACAAGGAUCAUCAAGUCCAACCCCUGCCCCUAUCACACAAAAUUCAAAGCCUGUGUCGAAGAGCAUUGUCCAAACACUUCUUGAACUUUGGCAGUUUGGGUUGUGCCCACUGCCUUGGGCAGCCUGUUCCCACCGCCUUCUGCUGCAGACCCUGUCCCUAACCCCCAAGCUUCCCCUCCCCUGGCACAGCUCCAUGCCGUUCCCUCAGCCUGUCGCUGUCACACAGAGCUCAGCGCUGCCCUCCGCUCCCUGUGAGGAGCUGCAGCCGCCAUCGGGCCUCCCCUCAGCUCCUCUGCUCUGGGCUGAGCAAACCAAGGGCCCUCAGCAGCUCCUCACAUGUAUUGCCCUCCUGACUCUACACCAUCUGUAGCACUAGAAUGGGUGAUUGUAGGUGUGCACAAAGGUACACAUGAUGUAUAAUUAAACUGUCAACCUUUCACAAGAUGCACUUCCCAAAUAGAUAAGGUAAGUGGAGGAUUCCACUGUCCCUGUAGCCCACAGCCAAAAUGGCAAUAACAGAUAUGGCAGGUACACCUAUGAUGCCGUUUAGAGCGUUAUACAGAGAUGCAGAUUUAAUGGUUUUCUGACAUCAGCUAUUCUGCAAAACUGCAUUCUGUCAUAGAUUUUUGUUGUUGUUGUUGUUGUUAGAUACAAAUUUAUUUAAAAAUAGAUUUCAUUUGGGGAAACAGGCGUAGUAUUUUAAAUUGAGUUAUUUGAGUGUCUGAUUCAAAGGAGAGAGUUUCUUAGUUGCUUGUGUAUGACUUCUGUUAAAAAUGCUCUUUUCCUGAAGGUCUGUAAUCUUGAUUGAAACUGUAGAAAUAAAAAUGUAUUUAAUCUAUCA
Messenger RNA from Lagopus muta (rock ptarmigan), 6896 nucleotides. RefSeq names its product doublecortin like kinase 3 (gene DCLK3). The record is from RefSeq and is a predicted model, not a curated record. The transcript has 5 exons. Gene Ontology annotation, biological process: intracellular signal transduction; protein phosphorylation. The coding region runs from base 1019 to 3415 and encodes 798 amino acids. Lineage: Eukaryota; Metazoa; Chordata; Aves; Galliformes; Phasianidae. Gene Ontology annotation, molecular function: protein kinase activity; ATP binding.